Molecule: messenger RNA, 414 nt
Organism: Moesziomyces aphidis
Lineage: Eukaryota; Fungi; Basidiomycota; Ustilaginomycetes; Ustilaginales; Ustilaginaceae
Source: the annotation of a GenBank genome assembly
AUGUGGACUUCGACACGGGUAGCCGUUCGACUCGGCACGUCUACAUUCCGGUUUCAGCUUCCAGCGCUUGCAUCGUGGACUGGAUCGUCGUCGUUGACGCCUGCACUUGCUGGACUCCCCACCCCCACCGCUGGUUCGGCACCGUCAGAGUCGGGAUUGGCAGGGUUGUGGAAUGGGAUCCUGCUCGCUGUGCCAAAGAAGAAGGUUUCGCACUCGCGAAAGUCGAUGCGCGCAGCCAACAAGGGUCUGAAGGAUAGGGUGGAUCUGGUGCAUUGCAGUGCGUGCGGAAAGCCCAAGCUGCAACAACACAUUUGCGCUUACUGCUACAACGAACUCAACCGUGCAAGGAAGAGCGCUCUCGCUCAGUCGACCGAUGCAACAGCCAAGACACAACCCGAACCAACGCAACAAUAA